Messenger RNA from Cotesia congregata, 1344 nucleotides. NCBI's taxonomy places the organism in Eukaryota, Metazoa, Arthropoda, Insecta, Hymenoptera, Braconidae. The record is from the annotation of a GenBank genome assembly.
AUGUCUAAAAGCAAGAGGAAGAGAGAGAGAGAAGAAAGAGAAGAAAAAAUGUGGAAAAAGAUAAAGGAAUUAGAAGAAGCCCUUCGUGGCUCGAUGUCUAAUACCCAGCUGCCAAAGCAAGUUGCAACACAGUCAUCUGGAGCAUCUAAGCUGGCCGCCGAGUCGGAUAACGAGAAGACUCCGUUAUCGACGGGAGACAAGCAGCAGCUAGAUAACUUACCACCAGAGUCUAAAUCAACCGAGAUGUCGCCUAUUGUCAAACCGACUCCAGAAUCCGGGAAAUCAAACGAUGUUGAGUCGUUAAAAGACCCAAAUACGUCUGGUGGCGUGACUGAGUCCGAUAAAAAAGAAAAUGCUCCGGAAAAAUUAGAUGUCGAGAUCAUAGAGAUUUUGGGUGAGGAUCCUUUAGCAGAAGACCCUCAAGUAGGAGUCUUACACUCGGAAAUUGCAACUCGCUGGUCAAACCUCAUAAGUAAUGGGUUAAAAAAGGAACUGAAGAGUGAUCUAUUGGCAAAAUACCCACGAGCUAGUAAUUGCCAACUAGAAGCUCAAACUUUAAACCCGGAAGUCGCAGCGUCAAUGCAAGACACGGCAGUAAAGCGAGACAAAUUUGCUUGCGAAAUUCAAAACAUUAUUGGAUCCGCAAUGUUAGCCCUGGGCAAAGGGAUUUCAUUGAUGCUUGAGGAAAAAGAAGAUGGAAACUCCUUUGAAAACUGCGAACCAGGGAAACUGGAAGGCCCCAUCCUCCAAGAUGCAAUGGGCAAGGAUGGGGAGUUCGAAAUCAACGCAACAGACAAAAGCAACGGGGUCCAGUGCUCCGAAGAAACAGUAUCAACAGUCGUCUCGAUCCCAGCUGAAAACGUCACGCUCGCUGACGGAUCGCCGUCAUUGACAUCAAAGGUAUCAACAACGGCAGGAAGAUUGAAAUUCUUUGUCAAUAAAUGGCGAGAGAUCACAGACAACAAAUUUGUGUUAAAUUGUAUACUGGGUUAUCAAAUUGAAUUUGAUAAACCAGUUUUGCAAAUUAAUGAGCCUAAAAAUUUAAUAAGGUUCUGGAUUAACUCAGAACGCUUAACAUUCGAGUUACCAGAAUCAAAGAGAUUAAAAAUCCUUGAAUUAGUUAGAAGAAUGCGGGGGAAAAAAGAGUGUAAGAUUAGAGACCUAGCAAAAUUUAUUGGAAAUUUAAUAGCAGCCUGCCCAGCAAUUAAAUAUGGAUGGCUGUACACAAAGGCUUUUGAGAGGGAAAAAUAUUUGGCCUUAGUAGAAAAUGAAAAUAAUUAUGAAGGAAAAGUACAGCUCAAGGAAAAUCUGACCGAAGAUUUUGCUUGUAAUAAUGAUGUCUAG